Molecule: messenger RNA, 1483 nt
Organism: Haliotis rufescens (red abalone)
Lineage: Eukaryota; Metazoa; Mollusca; Gastropoda; Lepetellida; Haliotidae
Product: BTB/POZ domain-containing protein KCTD7-like
Exons: 2
Coding region: 294-848 (184 amino acids)
Biological process (GO): protein homooligomerization
Molecular function (GO): protein binding
Source: RefSeq, a predicted model, not a curated record
GCGAGUCCAACGAGGAUAUCAGUGACGUGUUGAUAACGGUGCAGUAUCUACAAUCUAGGCCAUCAGACAACACAACAUACGUCCGUUAGACUUAAUCCAAUUUCAGCUAUAACAUGGAGGUAACGUAUACCUUGCCUUCUAUACAUGUCUGUUGUUUGAACGAGUGGCUAAUAGUAUGAGCAACGUGCCACGUCAUUGGGGUUCCUGAAGUCAUAGAUCUAAAUGUUGGUGGACGGCAUCUGACCACGUCCCUUUCUACACUCCGCAAGUACCCGGACUCCAGGUUGGCCGCCAUGUUCAGUGGAAGAUACCCAAUAACUAAGGACAAAGAUGGCCGGUUCUUCAUUGAUGUAGAUGGAGAUACGUUUCUACACAUCCUCAACUUCCUGAGGUUCCAGACGCUUCCACCGCCAGAAGCUGCGCUCGCGGUGCAGAACUAUGCAGAACAUUUCGGAUUAAGGGAAUUAUGCAACAGGCAGCAAGAAUGGGGGCCAGUGUUUGUGAAAUCCUUGAAAGAAAAAUGGAAAGGCAAAAUAGAUGGUUACGAAUCUUGUCUUCGACAAGUUCGAGAUGGAUUGCUGACCUGUAACUUUGACAAUGGCUAUUUCUACAUCCAGUUCUCGGAUCUCUCUAAGCAUAUGUUCUCUCGGUGUAACGUUGCAGGCAUAUCUCAUGGCCACCUUGUUAUCAGUGUCACGUUCUACUCCUCGAAAACCCUGAGAAGCACUCUCAUUAGGUUCCUCAACGAUGACCUGAGACGUAUCAAUGUCUUUCUUGAAGGGGAGGAGGCAUACAGACCGGAAUCUUCCUGCGAGUGCAGAGUAGCAUUCAGAUACAUCUUGAGAUAAUCUUGGACGAUGUAGAUCUACCGUAUACACGAAUCCACUCAGUCUGGUAACACUUCAAGAACACGAACACGAACAGUAACGAACAGUAAUAUUAUUCAAAGGUCAAUUCAGUUUCCCACCGGAAACGAACUGCAUCACGUCGAGCUUUCCUCCCACAUUAGUCUGACACACCAUGAUGUAACUGGAAUACUGUUCAAAGCGGCGUUAAACCGAGGAGGCAUACAGACCAGAAUCUUCUUGUGACUGCAGAGUAGCAUGCAGAUACAUCUUGAGAUAAUCCUGGACGAUGUAGAUCUACCGUGUACAUCAAUCGACUGCUGACGUUUCUAGAAACUUACACGAACAGUAAUAUUAUUCAAAGCUCAGUACAGGUUCUCACCGGAAACGAACUGCAUCACUUCGGGCUUUCCUCCCACAUUAAUCUGACACACCAUGAUGUAACAGGAAUACCGUUCACUCACUGACUCUUACUUGAAACAAAAAAAACAGUUGUGGGUGACAGUUGUGACAAUUGUAUACGAUUUCUUCAUGUUAAUUAUGAGUAAUUUAGAUUUGAGGCUGCUUUUCCCAAUAUUACAUACGUAUCACAGCGUUGUAAAUAAAGCAUUUGCCUCACAUAUUGUACCCUAUGAUUA